AAAAUAAAGGUAUUAUUUAUAUGAUGGAUCGCCCUGGAGGAGUUGUCUCACGAUUGACUAAAAAAGCCAAUUUAGAAGCACCAAUAUACAUUGAAGAAAAAAUAGAAAGUGAUGAAUUGGAAACUCAAGUUUUUAGGAAAAACAUUAUAGGAGUUCGAUUACCAUUUGCAGAAACAACACCAACUCCUAGGCUUUCUCUUGAAACAAAUAAGUAA
This is a messenger RNA of Entrophospora sp. SA101, 215 nucleotides long. The record is from the annotation of a GenBank genome assembly. Lineage: Eukaryota; Fungi; Glomeromycota; Glomeromycetes; Entrophosporales; Entrophosporaceae.